Messenger RNA from Loxodonta africana (African savanna elephant), 3211 nucleotides. RefSeq names its product keratin 77 (gene KRT77). NCBI's taxonomy places the organism in Eukaryota, Metazoa, Chordata, Mammalia, Proboscidea, Elephantidae. The coding region runs from base 73 to 1791 and encodes 572 amino acids. Gene Ontology annotation, cellular component: keratin filament. The transcript has 9 exons. The record is from RefSeq and is a predicted model, not a curated record. Gene Ontology annotation, molecular function: structural constituent of skin epidermis. Gene Ontology annotation, biological process: keratinization; intermediate filament organization.
UCCCUCCCUGGUCUCUGCCUCCUUCUAGCUGGGCCCUUUCUCUUGUCUGCUUCUCUGGAUGCUCCAGCAACUAUGAGUCGACAAUUCAGUUCUCAGUCUGCAUUUAGCUCAAGGAGCUGGCGGGUUUACAGUGCAGGCUCUGGUGGUGGGAGCAGGGCUGUGUGUCAGUCCAGAGGGAGGUGUGGCGGUAGUGGGUAUGCGAGCUAUGGGAAGGGGUUUGGCUCUAGGAGCCUCUACAAUCUGGGUGGCAGUAAAAGCAUCUUCAUUAGUCUGGUGGGGAGAAGUGCCAGUGGUUUUCCCCAGGGUGGGGGAGCAGGAGAGGCAUUUGGAUGGGGCAGAAGCUUUGGGGGUGGAGGCUUUGGAAAUGGUGGCUUUGGGGGUGGUGGCUAUGGAGGAGGUGGUUUUGGUGGUGCUGGGUUUGGGGGUAGCAAUUUUGGGCUUGGGGGCUUUGGCCCUUCUUGUCCCCCGGGAGGCAUCCAAGAGGUAACCAUUAACCAGAGCCUCCUUCAGCCACUUCACCUGGAGGUGGACCCUGAAAUUCAGAGGGUCAAGACCCAAGAGCGGGAUCAGAUAAUGGCUCUCAACAACAAGUUUGCCUCCUUCAUUGACAAGGUGCGAUUCCUGGAGCAGCAGAACCAGGUGCUGCAAACGAAAUGGGAGCUGCUGCAGCAGGUGAACACCUCCACUCGGAGUAGCAACUUGGAGCCCUUCUUGGAGUGCUACAUCAGUGAUCUGCGGAGGCAGGUGGACUUUCUCAAGGCAGAGCAAAUGCGCCAGGACACGGAGGUCAGGAACAUACAGGAUAUCUUGGAGGACUACACAAACAAGUAUGAGGAGGAAAUCAAUCGGAGGACCAGCGCUGAGAAUGACUUCGUUGUCCUGAAGAAGGAGGUGGACUCUGCUUAUGAAAUCAAAGUGGACUUGCAGUCUAAGGUGGACACUCUCUUUGGGGAGACCAAUCUCCUGAAGUGUUUAUAUGAGACGGAGUUGUCCCAGAUGCAGACCCACAUCAGUGACACCAAUGUCAUCCUGUCCAUGGACAACAGCCGCUCUCUGGACUUGGAUAGCAUCAUCAGUGGAGUGCGGACCCAGUAUGAGCUGAUUGCACAGAGGAGCAAGGAUGAGGCCGAGGCUCUGUACCAGACCAAGUAUCAGGAGCUCCAGAUCACAGCAGGGAGACAUGGAGAUGAUCUGAAGAAUAGCAAGGUGAAGAUUGCUGAGCUCAACCUCAAUAUCCAGAGGCUGCAGGCAGAAAUUGCCAACGUCAAGAAGCAGAUAGAGCAGAUGCACUCAGCCAUUUCGGAUGCAGAGGAGAGAGGACAGCGGGCCCUCCAGGAUGCACGGCAGAAACUGCAGGACGUGGAGCAGGCCCUGCAGCAGUCCAAGGAGGAGCUGGCCCAGCUGCUGCGUGACUACCAGGAGUUGCUGGGAGUCAAGCUGUCCCUUGAUGUGGAGAUCGCCACCUACUGCAAGCUGCUGGAGGGCGAGGAGAGCAGGAUGUCGGGAGAUCUGCAGAGCCAAGUGAGCAUCUCGGUGCAGACCAGCCAGGUGACGGUCAGCGGCAGCGGUGGAGGCAGCGGUGGGAGUUACGGCGGAGGCAGUUCCCGAGUGGGUGGCGAGGGCAAUUACGGAGCAGGUACCCGUGGGGUCAGUGGAGGUGGUUACGGGACCACCGCUGGAGCCAGCUACAGAGGAAGCAGCAAAAGCAGGAACAAGUACGGGGGGAGCUCCUCCCGCGUGCAGAUCAUCCAGACCUCUACUAACACCUCCUACAAGCACACUGUGGAGUAGCUGCGUGGCCCUGCCGUGUCGCUCCUCAGACACCGGCUACCCUGCGUGGCUCUCUCCUGUCCUCUUGUCCCCGUACACUUCCUGACUCCCUCUCACUUUCUCCUGAUGGGUCUCAUCAGUUUGGCCGUAAAUUCGACUCUAGGUGGAGAAGUAGGGUAGAUAACCCCAAACAGCGCUUCUGUGAGGGCACUGGCUUGCAGUCAGUCACAGUCAGACACAUUCUUACUCAGCUGAGCCGGAUACUGGCCCUGUAGAUACCCAGGGGUCCAGUUUAGUGAUGCAGAAAAAGAGCCUGUAGCAUUUUUACAAGACAGAUAAUUAAGAGUUCCUCACCCCCACUUUCCCUUUCCUGGGCUGCUCUGAGAGCAAUAAUGCAUCCCUCAGGGACCACAAAAUGAUUGCUUUAGUCUAGUAACUGAUUGCAAGGCAAGCUAACUUGGUAAGGGGAAGCUCUGUACCAGAGGCCAAUUCCUGCCUCUUGGUCUGUAAGCCUCAUACUUCAGCUGAUGGACAGUGAAAAUUUGCUGCCUACAUGAGACACCUGGAAAUCAUAUUUGGUCCUGAUUCUGAAUUUCUAUCUCAAGAAGCAUUAUCUCCAUGGUUAACAGCCCAAGGUGGGAAUAUUUCAGAGGGCACUAGGCAUGAGUCCUUGUCCACAGGGAGGACUAUUCUUAGCAGUGGGUAGAGUGGUUGAUGGACAUGUUCAACUUCUGACCUGCCUCCUCCUGACUGCUUCAUUCUUUGGCAGCCUGGCCAUUCCUGGGAAUUGCCCACAUGGCUGGGCACUUGAGCCCAGCUCUGCUCUGUCCAGAUGCCCAGGGCCUGAGGAGCCUGAGGAUCUGUCUUGGGUCUUGUGAAGGUUCCAAUCCUGAACCAGUCUGGAAGCUGCCGGCUGUUUGCAAGUCAGUUUAAUGCUCUUUUCCAGACCUUUUAAGUCUCUUCUGCCUCCUGUUCUCUGUGGUUUUCAGUAACUUGUGAGAAUUUGACUCCUAGUCAGUUUUACGGAAGAUACUUGAGAUGUACUGGAGGGGAUAAGAAGGGAAAAGUAGUAGCCAAGUAAUGGGCCUUGAGAGAGGGGUGGCUUUGCUCCUAAGACCUGGAGUCACCUUCAUUUGCUUGCUGAGUCCUAACAUAACCUCCGAGUCCAUGAUUCUCUUGGCGUGUCUGACGGGUUCAGUGUGGGGCCCAUGAGGAGUGCUUGUGACUUUAUCAUUUUCUGGUUGAAUGUUGUACCUUGUUUGGCUUGGCGUUUCUGGUGCUUCUGUAAUAAAUUUUUCUGUGAUAUCAAAACUACCGUUUGAUCAGGAGAUGAGUUAUUUCUUUUUUAAUUUCUGGAGAUCUUUGAACAUAUUCAUAUUUGAGAAGUUACACUGCAUUAUUUUCAUUAUUUUUUAUUCCUCAAGUAACACAUAGCCUUGAA